This is a messenger RNA of Lachancea meyersii CBS 8951, 2625 nucleotides long. NCBI's taxonomy places the organism in Eukaryota, Fungi, Ascomycota, Saccharomycetes, Saccharomycetales, Saccharomycetaceae. The record is from the annotation of a GenBank genome assembly.
AUGGCCACUAGAGUGAACCUCACGCCAGCUCAGAAACACUCAUCGUCUUCUGGAAACACUCAUCACUAUGCCCUGAAACAGGUCGUAGGGAAGGGGGCGUAUGGCAUUGUCUACAGAGCCGUCAACAGACAAACCGGCAAACAAGUGGCUAUCAAGGUAAUUGAGUAUGACGAAGAAGAAGAAUUGAACGAGCAUAUGCUGGAAAUCGACCUUUUGAAGAACCUUAAACACGAAAAUAUCGUCAAGUACCACGGAUUCAUCCAGAAAUCGCACCAGCUGUUCAUCUUGCUGGAAUAUUGCAGCCAAGGUUCCCUCAGAGACUUGAUCAAGAGGGGUCCUGUGGACGAAAAUGAGUGCAGAGCGUACAUCAAACAGACUCUACAUGGACUGCGAUAUCUGCACGAGCAGGGUGUGAUCCACCGCGACAUCAAGGCUGCAAAUCUGCUGCUGGACGGCCACAAUGUAGUCAAACUCGCUGAUUUCGGUGUUUCCACCAGGGUCAAUAGCUUGGCCAUGACAUAUGCCGGAUCUCCAAAUUGGAUGGCGCCAGAAGUUAUGAUGGGCCAGGGUGCGACGACUGUUAGCGAUAUCUGGUCCCUUGGCGCCACUGUUGUCGAGAUCUUGACUGGUAAUCCUCCAUUCCACAAUCUCGUCAACGAGGCAGCAUGUUACGCAAUAGUUCACGAUGUCUACCUGCCGCCCAAAUCGCUGUCCUCAACGUGCCGGAAGUUCAUGCGCGCAUGUUUCCAAAAGAUUGUCUUUCAAAGGCCUACUGCCCAGGAUCUCUUAAAGUAUGAUUGGAUAACCGAGCCCCAUAAACCCUCGCUCGAGCGGUUCAGAGAAGGCGAAGAAUCCUCAGAAGACUGGCGCCACGAUUUUAUCGAGGUUGAGGUUUCUCCUUUCAAGGAAAAUGAUGUGGCCGACGCCCAACAGAAUCUCAAUCGCUUGAGACAACCAGGUGGGCAUUUCAAUCCGUACCUGAUAUUCAACGAAUGCGACGUUUAUAGCAUUGCCACCUGCCUGAUCGAUUUGUGCCAGCGGGGGCAGCUGAAGACAGUGGAAGAGAUGAUGACCUAUGAUUCUCAAUAUAAGGGAGGCGAGUGCAAGAAUAUGUUCAUCACAUUGGGAGGUAUUCCAGCGUUACUGAGUAAUAUUGGGCUGGCAGAGGCCGUGUUAAGUCAAUUUUUCAUUGAAGACGUCAAAGAGUUGAUUAAAUGCGGUAUACUUCCAUACUGUGGAUCCAUCGCAAACGUUCAUUUGGUACUUGCAGUUGUUGCGGCUUAUGGUGCGAUUGUAGAUUUUGAAACGUGGUGCCAGUGGUGCUGCAAAUUGCCCAACAUAGAAGACGUUAUCGUCAAAGGGCUUGAGGCAGACGAUCGAUUGGCUCACGAUACGUUGCUCAGCCUGUCUGAUGCCAAUUUUCCGAUGAAGGAGAGUCUUAUAGCUAGACUAAUGACCCUGCCUCUGACAUUGAACAAAAGACUUACUUAUACAGUGUUCAAAAGUCUUAAUAGUUUCUUGGAGAGAAAAAGCGUUGGAAGCAUAGACCCGGAUUACGCAGAAACUGAGUCUUCAACACUAGAGCCGCAAGUGACCUUUUCAAGUCCCCGGUUUGCGAACCUAAGUGCUUACUCGGAAAGACGAUUACUACCAGAAGGUUUUAUCGACUGGUUACUCAAGUUCACGCCAAAUGCGUCUGAAGAUCAGCAUCUGGUAAAGAACUUCAUUGAACUUUGCUUCAAUGCAGGUCAUCUCGAUCGUGUCGUACUUGGGGAGAUUGUUGAACAUGGCGGGUUUCUGCAACUAACGCAAAAUCUCAUACAAAGGUUUGUCGGGGACUCUCGCACGAGGUACAAGAAGUCAAUGCUUUCAAUAGCAUUAAACCUCUGUGUCGAGCUUUCUCAAGAAGUGAACGUGACUUACUUACCUACCGCAGUUGAUGUUGCAUUAGGAUUUCUUGGCAUUCCAGAUUUCAUUACAGGCGGAACCGAAAUAUUAAUGCAUUGUUUUCUCUUCGCAAUGCACGAGAAUUGUGCAAUCACUGAAGAUUCGCUAAACAUUCUUAUCAAUUGCCGCACAGAAACGGUCACUAUUCCACGCGUCACUCUUUUACGAACGUUUUAUUCGGAGGAGCCCAAAUUUGGGAACUACAUCACUAAGUUUUCGAGAUUAUGUUCGCUGCCUCCCUGCAAGUCUCUCGCCUUCGAUAUUGUCUCGCAUCCGCACUUCAUGAGAAAAACGAAAGCCCUGUUCGACGUCUAUCGCAGCAGUUUGAUAAUCCAAAUCGAUUUCCUGAAAUUUCUAAAGCUGAUACUUACACGAUACACAGAAUUUGCCCCCAGGUCAGUGAGAAAAGACAUCCCUACAAACCUUCUAAUAUCCACUGCUAUGCAGACAAAUUUUGUUGUCGGAGAUUGCCAAGUGCUCUCUGAUGUCAUCGAAUUUUUACUUUCAAACUGGCGACCAGAUAAUCUUCGUCCAAAUCAGGUUGGCGGAGACUCCGUGCUUAUAAAACAACUUUGUCGCGAUAUCGAACUUUUGAAAAAUACCACACACUCUAACGAUACCAAGCGGCUAGAAAGAAAUGGGCUCUCGAUACCAGCGCCGGUUCCAAGCUUUCCAUGA